AGAAUUUAACGGAAACCCCCCUCUCAUUUCCUCCCCCUCGCUUCCCGGAUCCACCCGUUUCUUUCCAUUCUCAUUCAUUCCCGUUUCGUUCAUCACCAACUCCUCCUUCCAGAACUCCCAAAGUCUCCGAUCCUUGGUUCAAAACCUACCGGAUUUGCGGCUGCAGGCGUCGCCGCCGUCGUAUGAACCCCAGGUCAGUUUCGGAGGAGAAAAAGGAAAUCUUUGGGUCUUUUUUUUUUUGCUGCGUGUUUCGCGAGUUCUGGGCGCCAUGGCGGCGCUGCUCUGCGGGCGCGCUUAAUCUGUUCGUGGGAAGGCGUCCAUACGUUUCUGUUCGUUUGGUCGAUGGUGAGGAGAUGGGAAGCUGCGAACGCUGUAAGUGUUGAUUCACGAGUCUGGAGGUAUUUUUAUUUCCAUCCGUGUUCUUCAGAACGCGUUUUGUUCAUCCGUGCUUUUGGUUGCGUUUUCUUCCUCGCUGAUUUUGCUGAGACGAAAAGAGAUGCCUUUUCUCUUCGUCUUUUUUGUUUGGAUCGGUAAGAGAGCAUGUUUAGUGAUGUCAUCCCGUUUGGGCUCUGCCGACUGAAGUUUGCUUACGGCUUGUUCAUUUUGUUUGUAUGUUCAUCAGGAUUAUGCCCUUCUAUUUAUUGUUGUUUUCGAGUUCUAAGCCUGACGGGACAGUAACAACUAAUUAGUAAUCUUGUCACAUUUUACGGAUCCUGUUGGAGAAGUGGGGCUAAAAGGUGGGCAAGUUGAGCAAAGCUGAAGGACUGUCCCUUAUUUCUUAAGGGUGGUGUUCAUAAGGAACCACCCUUCUUCGUUGCUGGCGGACAAACACCAAAAUGGCCCAGCUGUUGCACCACCAGGAUUCCGCGUUCUAUAGCAAGGAAUUACAUGGGUACCGAUGGGGUAUUCUUCAGUUCUUUGGAUUUCGCCGUCGCCUGCGGUCCACGAAGAUGCUAUCUGACAAGAAACACGGUCAGGGGAAAAGCAGUGGCGGAAGUAAAUGCCGAAGCUCCUAUGCUCCAUUGAAAAAUGAAGACAGCGGCAUCAUGGAUGAUGAGAAAAAUACUGAAGUUACAAAAAAACAGAAGGCAUCAAAAAAGAAUUCUGGUAAGGCUAGUUUGAGGUCCUUGAUUCUAAGGAAGUUAUAUGGAAAGGAAGGUCAGAAAGAAAAGAUACUUCCUGUUGCACCAAAGCUUCUGCGUACCAUUUCAAUACACUAUCUGGAAAGCAACGAAUAUGUUCUUGACGGUGAAUCCACUUCCAGUGGUGAUGGCUCUUCACAUAGUACUAAAUUGUCAAUGCAAAAUGCUAUGGACAUAAACUUGCGCCAUUCUACAUCUAGCAUCCCAGAUGGUUGUGAUAGUGAUUUAAGUUCUUCACUGCUCCUAAAAAGAGAUGACAGCCGUGUGAAGCGAAAGAGCCACCGUAGCAUUUCAAUGGAUGGGAUUCUUCACAAGGUCCCUUAUGGAAAGAAGGUGUCUGGAGAUGUAGUCAGUGAAGGUCUCCCCCGAUCAGCCUCUGCUACCUAUGAUAGGGAUGGUCUGAAACCUUAUAUUGGUCCUGCUGCAAAGAGGCAUGUAAGUCAAGGUUUUCGGCGUUCACGUUCCCUCAGUGAAUCUUUGGAAAAUUACUCUCGCUUACUUGAUGCCAUUUCAAGUAGUGAAUCCAAAAGAAUACUGACAAGCUCUAAGUCUACUAGGGAUCAUUCUCUAGAUGUCCCAAGUGUUACGACUUCAUUGCAAAGAGCUUCUGAAGUUGAGUUCCGAUCACAGGGUUUGGGUAAACAAGAUGAAAAUCUUGUAACUGCAGAAGAUGCCUUGACACCACAUGCUCAAGAGAAAACUGACAUCGAUGCAGAUGCAAACGUUGCUAUGGAUGAUAGUUCUGGUGAUGUGGUUGCUGGUGACUCCGAAAAACCUGCUUUACUUGAAGAAUGCAUCAAUGGCAAAAAAUUUGAUGUUGCAGUAUCAGCUGAAGAAGACUCCUGUAUUGUUCCUUCACCUUCAGAAGUUGUUGAUACUUCAGAAGAACAGGCAGCAACUUGUGGUAAUAAUGACCAGGUUCCCUCGUCAGCUGAAGUCGAUUUUCUUGCUGCCCAUUCGAUGUCAGAAGAAGUUGACAUCCUGGAAGAACAUGCAGAAACUUGUAAUGAUGCUCAGAUCCACUCUUCAGCCCAAGCAGAUUCAUGCACUGCUCUACUUUCAGAAGACGCCAAAAUUGCAGAAGAACAAACACCAGCUUUUCAUGACAACCAAAUGCACUCAUCCCACUUUCCAAAGUCAACAAAAGGUACUUCUUGUGUUUCUGAUCACAGUCACGAAUUCGAAGCUGACAUAAGUCUAAGCUUCGAGCAAGAAUCUGAAAGUCCAGUAUCUGUUCUUGACAUGGCCUUCUCAGCUGCUGCUGCUUGUCCGGUGAAACAUACACCGCUGGAUGAUACAUCUCUGAAGCCAAGAAUUCUCCAUUUAAAUGAUGCUGAUGUUUCAUCUGACACUACAAUUGUACAAGAAAGUGACUUUGAUGAUCUGAGUGGUUUCCAAGUAGAUCCAAGCCACCAAGUUGAGUUUAACUAUGUGAAGGAUAUAUUCAAGAAAUCGAGCUUCUACAAUGAAAUAUUGUUUGAUGAAUGGUACUCACAGAACAUCGCAGCUCUCCAAGAAGAGGAUUGCCAACACUACGAGGCUGCAGCAGCAUCAUUUGACUUCACUGAUAUGUCUGCUGAUCAGUUGCUUCUGUUUGAUUUGACAAACGAGGCACUGCUCGACAUCUACAAGAAAUAUUCUGUUGCCAAGUCCAAAUUCUCCUGGUUCUCAUCUUCGGGCAGACCAAAACCUGUGGGACACCGUGUCCUGAAGGAAUUGUGGUCUAGAGUGAGCUACCGCCUGGAUGAACGACCAUGGUCCAGCAUCCAAGUCGACACCAUUUUGUCAAAGGAUCUAGCAAAGAGCGACCACUGGAUGAAUUUAGAGAGAGAUGCUGAUCAUAUGGGGAACAAGGUGGCAGACUUUGUGUUUGACAAGCUUCUGACUGAACUCGUUCUUCAGCUUGCAGAGUGUUGAGUGUAGCUAGUUUUUUUUUGGGGGGUUGGGGGGGGGGGGUAGGAUAUUGUGCGAAGGCAUGGAAUCAUUCUGAUGUAGAUAUUACAAAUUUCUUUUGUGUCGGUUGAGGAAAACAAACAUACUCUGGAGGUCAUUGUUGUUAGGUGUUAGGAAUUCAAUUCAUGUGCUGGAAAGUCUUGCCUGUUGGUUACUAGUAUAAAUGAAUGGAUGAGGAAAUGCUUUUGCUCUACUA
Molecule: messenger RNA, 3291 nt
Organism: Panicum hallii
Lineage: Eukaryota; Viridiplantae; Streptophyta; Magnoliopsida; Poales; Poaceae
Exons: 5
Coding region: 837-3059 (740 amino acids)
Source: RefSeq, a predicted model, not a curated record